Molecule: messenger RNA, 963 nt
Organism: Closterium sp. NIES-65
Lineage: Eukaryota; Viridiplantae; Streptophyta; Zygnematophyceae; Desmidiales; Closteriaceae
Source: the annotation of a GenBank genome assembly
AUGGGAUGCGCGUAUGGGAUACUCCUCUCCUCCCAACCCUGCUGCUACUCCUCUCCUCCCUUCCCUGCUCCUACUCCUCUACGCCCUUCGCUGCUCCUACUCCUCUCCGCCCUUCCCUGCUCCUACUCUGGAGAAAGCUGCUACUCCUCUCCUCCCCUUCCAUGCUGCGACUCCUCUCCUCCCUUCCUAGCUGCUACUCCUCUCAUCCCUUCCCUACUGCUGCUCAUCUCCUCCCUUCCCUGCUGCUACUCCUCUCCUCCCGUCCCUGCUGCUACUCCUCUCCUCCCUUCCUUGCUGCUACUCCUCUCAUCCCUUCCCUACUGCUGCUCAUCUCCUCCCUUCCCUGCUGCUACUCCUCUCCUCCCUUCCCUGCUGCUACUCCUCUCCUCCCUUCCCUGCUGCUACACCUCUCUUCCCUUCCUUGCUGCUGUACCUCUCCUCCCUUCCUUGAUGAUACUCCUCUCCUCCCUCCCUGCUGCUACUCAUCUCCUCCCUUCCCUGCUGUUGCUCCUCUCCUCCCUUCCCUGCUGCUGCUCCUCUCCUCCCUUCCCUACUGCUGCUCCUCUCCUCCCUUCCCUGCUGCUGCUCCUCUCCUUCCUUCCCCCCUCCUACUCCUCACCUCUCUUCCCCCAUCCUACUCCUCUCCUCCCUUCCCCCCUCCUACUCCUCACCUCUCUCUCCCCAUCCUACUCCUCUCCUCCCCUUCCCUUCUGCUACUCCCCUCCGCCCUUCCCUGAUGCUACUCCUCUCCUCCCUUCCCUGCUGCUACUCCUCUCCUCCCUUCCCUGCUCCUACUCCUCUACGCCCUUCCCUGCUCCUACUCCUCUACGCCCUUCUCCGCUACUACUCCUCUCCGCCCUUCCCUGCACCUACUCCUCUCUGCCCUUCCCUGCUCCUACUCCUCUCCGCCCUUCCCUGCUCCUACCCCUCUCCGCCCUUCCCUGCUCCUACUCCGGAGUGUGA